AUGAUCAUAUAGCAUAAAAUAUACUCAGAUUUGGAAGAGUUUGAGAAUUCUGAAUUAUAUAACCAUUAAGAUUUAUAACUAAACUUAAGAGGUUCAUCCAAAAAUAGGCUUGGAUUUAAAAUGAAACAAUUCUCUUCAAUUCUUUAGAAAUGCAAAAAUAUUAAGACUUUCAAUAUUGAUUUAUCGGCAAAUUACAUAAAUGGAAAAAAUUUACCUUAUUUUACUGAUGCAUUAAUGGAGCUUUAGAAAAUUUCAUUGCUAAAAUUAAGUUUAAACUGUAACCAUCUUGGAUUUAGCGAUAUUGCUGAAUUAAGCAAUAGCAUAGCGAAUUUAUAGAAUUUGGUUUCUUUAGAUCUUGAUUUAAGUUAAAAUAAGAUUGGUUCACAAGAUUUAUCUAGUUUAGAUUGCAUUUUUAAAUAUUGUAAGAAUAUAACUAAUUUAGACUUUAACUUCCGUAUGAACAAGAUAUAUAGUGAAGGGAUAUACUAUUUGUGCUCUUCAUUAGUAUAAUGCAGUAAUCUCACAAACUUAGCAGUCAAUUUUGGUUCAAAUAAAAUUAACUAAAAUUGUGGAGAUUCAUUUAAAGAUUUAGCUUAAUGUAAAAGUCUUUAGAAGCUAAACAUUGAUCUUAAUUUUAAUAAAAUCGAUGAUUUAGAAAUUAAUGAAUUAGCAGAUGUUUUAGCUAAUUGUAGCAAACUCUCAGAAUUAAGUUUAAAUCUUUCUGAUACAUAAAUUAGCAGUAAAGGUGUUCAUUAUCUAGGUUCUGCUCUGAAAUCUGUUGGGCUUCUUAAAUUCUAGUUACUUUUAAGAAAUUAAAGUUAUAGAUUAGACUCAAAUAUACUCUAUAAUAUAAGUGUUUGUUUGAUUGAAUUCAAAAAGCUACAAAAUCUAAAACUUAGUUUAACAGGCUAAAAUGAAAUAAAUGAGCAUAACAUAUCAGAGUUUAGUUUGGUUCUACCAAAAAUUAAAAAUCUUAAUGUGUUAGAUGUUGAGUUAAAAUCUGAUUUGAUUUCUCCAAACAAUACAAUUUAGUUCGCUAAAGCAUUGGAACAAUGCAAAAACUUGUAAUAACUCUCACUUGAGUUUAAAACUCUUGAAUCAUAAGAAGUAUUGGCCUUGUUCUAAUCUUUAACACUGUGCAAAAAUCUCACUAAUUUGCAUAUUAUUUUAUGGAGUAAUGGUAGAAAUCCUGAAGAUUUAACUGUGUUGUUAACUAAAAUAAAAGAAUUUUAGAAUAUUUAAAUUCUAAGAAUUUAGUACAUAUCAAAAGGAUUUUUCAAAGAUUCUGAAACUGCUUAAAAAUUCAUAAGAAAUACUAUGAAAUUAAAUAGAUUAGUGAAGUGUUAUGUUUGGUGA
Molecule: messenger RNA, 1356 nt
Organism: Tetrahymena thermophila SB210
Lineage: Eukaryota; Ciliophora; Oligohymenophorea; Hymenostomatida; Tetrahymenidae
Product: kinase domain protein
Exons: 16
Molecular function (GO): GTPase activator activity
Source: RefSeq, a predicted model, not a curated record